This is a messenger RNA of Lethenteron reissneri (Far Eastern brook lamprey), 872 nucleotides long. RefSeq names its product adiponectin-like. The record is from RefSeq and is a predicted model, not a curated record. Gene Ontology annotation, molecular function: protein binding. Lineage: Eukaryota; Metazoa; Chordata; Hyperoartia; Petromyzontiformes; Petromyzontidae.
UCUCUGACCCCGGUGACCCGGGGUCAGGAUGAGGUUAGUGAGGGCACCGAGGAGGUCACGCCCGUGGAGGCGCAGCCCGAGGCGGAGGUGCAGCACGAGGCGGAGGAGGUCCCGGACGCCUCUCCCCCUGUCGACCCCCCCGCUGUAGGGGACGGGCCCCCCGCCAAGGAGGGGCACGGGGCCCCCCACUACCCGUGCCUGGGGGUGCCGGGGGUCCCGGGGCACAACGGAGUCGCGGGGCGAGACGGGAGGGACGGGAGGGACGGCCAGACGGGGGAGCGAGGGGAGCCCGGGGUGCAGGGUCCCGCCGGUCCCCCGGGCCCCCCGGGAUCCUCUGGCAACCCCGGCGUGUCCGCCCGGGGCUUCCCCGGGCACCCCCAGAGCUCCUCCUCACUGCUGACCCCCGGCCCCCCCCCGCGCUCGGCGUUCUCUGCGGGGCUGGGGGCGCGGGCCCCCCUUCCCGGGACCCCCAUCUCUUUCACCAAGGUGCUGUACAACAGCCCCCCACACUUCGACCCGGAGAGCGGCAAGUUCACGUGCGUGAGCCCCGGACUCUACCUCUUCUCGUACCACCUCACCGUGUACACCAGCCACGUGAAGGUGGGUCUCUACCAGAAUGGCCGCGGGAUGAUCUUUACCUACGACCAGUUCCAGCCGGGGGACGUGGACCAGGCGGCCGCCACCGCACUGCUCCCGCUGCGCGCGGGGGACCAGGCCCCGUCGCUCCAGCGCCACACGGUCAAGAACAAGAGGCAGGGACGGUGACGGUGGUGAUGGUGGUUGUGAUGGUGAUGAUGGUGAUGAUGGUGAUGGUGGUUGUGAUGGUGAUGGUGGUGAUGGUCUCACAAUAAACUCCGGGAGUCUCCGUCAGA